Messenger RNA from Homarus americanus (American lobster), 11467 nucleotides. RefSeq lists its product as uncharacterized. Lineage: Eukaryota; Metazoa; Arthropoda; Malacostraca; Decapoda; Nephropidae. The record is from RefSeq and is a predicted model, not a curated record. Gene Ontology annotation, cellular component: extracellular matrix. Gene Ontology annotation, biological process: extracellular matrix organization. The transcript has 14 exons. The coding region runs from base 310 to 10704 and encodes 3464 amino acids.
UAUUAUGUUUGAUCUCUUGUUUAGUCAGCAAUGUGAAUUGGUUCAUUAAUUCAACAUGAGAGACUUAAGGAACUAUAUAACGGUCAUCAUGAGAUGAUAUGUGUGCCAUAGUGUUAUGAGUGACAAGACUGUGUGUUGCUGUAUUUUAAAAAAGAUUUCUGAGAGGAAAUAUUGACUCGCCCAAAGAUGAACUCGUGUGUCGUCGUAGAGUGAUUUCGACCUCGCCGUCCUUAUUCUGCUUUUAUCUAUUUGACGUUUAACCGGCGUGUUAAAGAACCAUUUUAAGUGUGCUGUAGCUGGUGAACCAUAAUGUCAGACCCAAAACUUCUUCCUGGUGAAGAUAAACCAGGAAAUGAUACUGCCGGACUACUGGCCAAGAACAAGAGUGGAUGCAGUGAUUGUACUAACCUAAGCAAGAAACUGAAAGUUAGUCGUGAGUGGAAUAAGUUUUACGAACUUAAGCUUGAAAACACAGAUAAAUUACUACAUAUUGUAACCGAGUAUGAGAGAGAGAAAGAGCGGAAUGUUAAUCUACAGUUGGCUUACGACCAGCGUAGUCGUGAAUAUUCCUACAUACACGAACAGAUGACCAACUUACUGCUGGAAGUUGAACCGCUCAGGGAGAAAUUGCGUAAGGCAGAGAAAUGCUUGGAAGAGGAAAUGUGCAAUAAAGAGAAAGCAGAGAGCCAGGAACAUGUUUUUCGCUUCACCAUAGAACAACAGAAACAUCAGAUUAUGUCUAUGAAAGAGAAGGUGGACACCAACCUCUUAGAUCUCCUUGAGAAGAGGUUAUCUUCAGCUCGAAGUGAAAUAAGAAGACUGAAAAUUGAUAUUAAUGCCAAAACAUGUGAAAUUGGCCAAUUAAAGGACUUCAUAAAUGACCGCAGGAAGUGCCAAGAACGCAAUUAUAAGAAGACUUUGUGGGGUUUAAAGCUGGCAAGAGAACAUGGUCGUCUUCUUCAUGAGCGAGGGUAUUUACCAGAAGGCCUGACAUCUACCAAAUGGAAACGUCUACAGGCUCUUCUGAAAGUGUGUGAAAGUUCUCUUCAUUCUCGGUACGAUGUGCUAAUCAAGAAACAGAAAAUGCUUAAGGAAACUGAUGUAUCUAUAGAUGAAAUUGCUUGGUUGCCUUCCCUAGAAAGUUGGCUUGAUAACUUUGAAGAAGCAGAGGAUGAUGAUGAUUUUGAGGACAUUGAUGAUGUUCCCCAAAUUAUACUUGCAAAAGAAGCCAAACAACUUGAUAAAUUAAUAUUAGCUACUAGGGGUGAUGAAGUAAGAAGUGGAGAAGAAGAAGAAGAGCUGCAGAAUGAUCAACACAAAAAGCACCUCACCUCUAAGGGUGUUGACUCAAGGUCACCUGCAGCAGAACAAGAUCAGCAAAAGAAUGCAGCUGUGGAAGGUUCCUUAAAGAUUAUAAAUCAAGGGAAUUCUGAAGUAAAAGCUCCUUAUCAAAAACCAAGAAAGAAAACUCAUGUUUCCAAAAUGCAAAGGAAGAGUAGAAGAGAUAAAAAGAAACUGCAGAAAGUACCAUCAAUAAUGGAUUCUUCAGAUGAUGAGGAUAAUGUUGUUGAUAGUUCUUUAAUGCAUAGUAAUCCUAAUUUAGGUAACAGAACAGCUGUAAGAGUAGAGAAGCCAAUGCUUGAGAACAAUAAUCAACUAAAUGCCACUAAUAUCAGUUCCACCAAUAAUGAAACUUCAUGCAAAAAGAAAGAAAAAUCUGCCCAUAAUCAAGCUGGAAACAAUUCAAAGAACCUUGGGCAUGAAGAAAUGUCAAUGGAAAGUAGUUUGGGUCACUACACCUCUUAUGAACAUCUGGAUAGUGGUGGUGAGGACAUCAUCAGGAAAAUCUUGAAUGACAUGAAGCCACCUGACAAGUUAGACUGCUUAGAUAGUUCAUUUAGUGUGCAAGACUUUGAAGAAUCACUGUCUUUAGGAAAGCAUGGGAAGAAUGGGACAGGAAGUAAUAUUCUUAAAACUGAAGAGAAUAUUUAUGAUGUUGAUGAUAUACUUGGCCCUAUAAGUGAUUCUGAUGAUGAUGAUGAUUUUUGUAAAGAGCCACCUAAGAAACUUUUAUCACAGUUAUCUGAAGGUUUUUCAAUUACAGGAAUUACACAGGAGAAUGGAGACAGCAUGGACAAUGAUUUAGAGCUAUCUGAUUCAGAUGAUCAUGAUGACAAAGAAAUAUUGAAGAUGAAGAAAAGUACUCGGUGGCUUCAAAGAUAUCAGUCUACUCAGAGUGUCUCUUUUGAUGAUGAUGAUAUACAAGAUAAGUCCUUUACUAAGGUCACUGCAAGUACCACAGACCUCUUAGCAAAGGAAGAAUCUCCUGGUGCAUGUAAGGAAACAGCAGUGAUAGAAACAGUAGAUGAGAGUAUAGGUAAGGAUAAAUGCUCCAGCGAAUUUGCUAAAAUUCCUUUUGAAAUGAAGUUGUCAGAUGGUUUGUGUACCCCAUCAGAUAAAGAACAGAACAAUUCAGAAUCAUAUGCUAAUUCUCAGAACAAUAAUUCUAAUAAUGAUGCUAAUAUUGCACAUGAGAAUAAUGAAGCUGUACUUAAUUACCAUAAACCCAAACUUCAAGACCUUCGGCAACUCUACAGUAUCAUAAAUGACUCAGGUGAAGAUGACUUGAUAACAGCCAACAGUGAAACACAGGUUACAACUGUAAAGAAUGCGCAGCAACUGUUUAGUUCUCCAAAUUGUGUUGAUACACCCGAGGCAGAGAAAAGUAUGCAUGAGGAUAUUUCAGUAAAAGAGGAUCAGGUAAAUGAAAGUAAGAAAGCAAACUGUGUACUUGAUAAAAUUAACAAAAUUCACUCAGCUUAUCAGAAACUACACAGUCAGAAUAGGCAGUCAGAAAAAACACAGGAUAGAAAAGCUGGAAAGAGCAGUCAUGACUCUGGUGAUUCUCAAGAAAGUACAACCUUAACUAGUAAUGAGGGUGUUGUGAGGAAUGUGUUAGAACAUCAAGAAAGCCUGACCAUGAGAGAGAUAAUGCUUCCUCAUGCACAAACUAAAGGUAGCGACAGAAAAUGCAAGAGUGAUGUUUUAGCUAAAUGUGACAGAGGAAACGUCAGAAGCAAUAGUAAAGUUGCAGACAUUGCUAGUAUAAAACAAGAAAAUAUUGAAAAUGCAAACAUUAUUGAUGAAAAACAAGGAAGUGAAAAGAAUACAAACAAUGAGAAACAUGGAAGUGUUGAAGGUGCAGACAUGGUCACUGCAGAACAAGGGAAAGACACAGUUCCUUCCUCAGAGAAUGAAGAUAUUGGAAGCCAAGAUAAAGAUAUGGGUGCUCUUAAUGAAACUCAAGGGAACAACAAAGGAAAAAACUUUUUGGUGAAAACUAUGGAUGAUGACACUGCACUUGUUGAUAGAGAGCUGGUGGCAAGCAGUCCUUCAUGUCCCACCUACCAAGAUAACAACCAGAAUAUGAAAGAGCAACAGCAGCUUCCAUCACCAUUCUCACCUUCAUCAUCCUCCAAUCAACAUCAACUUCCGAUAGCCUCCUUAUUCUCAACCUUCAAUCACCAGCAACUUUUGUCACCAUUAUCUUCAUGUUCAAAGCACCACCAGUUUUCAUCACCAUCAUCAUCCUCUCCCUCCAGUCAACAGCAGUCUUUGUCUCCAUCAUCCUCACCCUCAAAUAAAAAAUUUUGGUCACCAUUGUCAUCCUCCAAUCAAAUGUCAUUUUUGUCACCACCACCAUCGUCAUCUUCAAAGCAGAAGCAUCCUUUGUUUUCAUCAUCCACACCCUCCAAUCUUCAGCAAGAUUUGUCAUCAUCAUCAUCAUCAUCAUCAUCAUCAUCAUCAUCAUCAUCAUUAUUAUUCAUCAAUCACCUGCAACUUCUAUCUCCAUUGUUGUCAUCUUCAGAGCUACAGCAGCCUUUAUCAUCACCCUCUUCCUCCUCCUCAAAGGGUGAUCUACCAUCACUUGAAAAUCCUUUGUCUACAAGUCAGGAAAAUUGUGAGGAUGCAGAUGUGAUAGAUAGUAAAGAUAAUAUUGAUAUAUGUUAUGAAGAUAAACAUCAGACAUUGGCCUUGGGUGAAGACAGAAUGAAGACUUGUGUUCAAGUUUUAACCAGGAGUCAAGAUGCUGAAGGUAAUUGUGUGCUUGUUACCCAGGAAGAAAGUGUAACCACACAGAAGAUUAGAAACAGAAGCAGUAGUAGAAUUACUGCUUUGAAAAAGCUGAAUGCUGAUCAAAAUAAAAAACGCAAACAAAAGAGUCCUUCAAAGGUGCUGAAUCGACCACUGUUUUUGGAAGUAGCAGGCAACAAACAAAUUAUAGAUAAGAAAGAAAUAAUAAAUGGAGAAGAUAAUGUAGCGAAAGGAAUAUCAGAUGAUGUAAACAUUGGUGGCUUAUUGAUGGAGCAGCAAGUCCAAUCAGAGAAUGGCACCAGUGAUAUGAAAACAAAAGAUGAAAGCUGGCAGGUUAACAGUGGCAACACGGUGUCUGAGAAUAUUAUUGAAGGUGCAGAUUGUAGUCUUGACAUAGAACCAGCUGGAUUAUCUAAAAAUAAUACCUGUCAUGUUGUUAAUGAACAUGAUCAACCAAAUGACUCUUUUGUUCAGGCUAUGCACAGUAGAAGUGUUGAAGCUUCAUAUUCUUCAGAUCAGAAAGUUUUUACAGCUGUUGGUAGAUCUGGCAAUGCUGAAGCUGAAACAGUAAAAGCUGUUGAUAAUAUAAAUGUGAUAAUUGAAAAAGACAGAAGCACAGGUAUUGAGUAUUCAAGUCAGUUAACUGAAAGUAGUGAUGUUCACAAAAGUGAUCACAACAACGGGCAGCUCUCCAACUCAACUGUUGAAGAGCAAGAAAUUUUUUCAGCUUUGUCAACAAUGGACAGAUUAAAUCACAAAGUCUUUGUCAAGGAAUCUAUUAAGAGUAAUGAUUGUGUCAUAACUGAUAGAUUGCAGGAAGAGAAUCUGGGUUCCAAUAGUGAGAGAACAAGAUGGAAAAAUUUUAGACACAGUACAAGGAGACUUAAGAAAUUUGAGGCAGAAAAUGAUGAACCAUCCCAAACUGACAUUCAAGAACAUGGUGAACCAUCCCAAACUGACAUUCAAGAACAUGGUGAACCAUCCCUAACUGAUAUUCAAGAACACGGUGAACCAUCCCAAACUGACAUUCAAGAACAUGGUGAACCAUCCCUAACUGAUAUUCAAGAACACGGUGAACCAUCCCAAGCUAAUUUUCAAGAACAUGGUGAACCAUCCCUAACUGAUAUUCAAGAACACGGUGAACCAUCCGAAACUGACAUUCAAGAACACGGUGAACCAUCCGAAACUGACAUUCAAGAACAUGGUGAACCAUCCCUAACUGAUAUUCAAGAACACGGUGAACCAUCCCAAGCUAAUUUUCAAGAACAUGGUGAACCAUCCCUAACUGAUAUUCAAGAACAUGGUGAACCAUCCCUAACUGAUAUUCAAGAACACGGUGAACCAUCCCAAACUGACAUUCAAGAACAUGGUGAACCAUCCCUAACUGAUAUUCAAGAACACGGUGAACCAUCCCAAGCUAAUUUUCAAGAACAUGGUGAACCAUCCCUAACUGAUAUUCAAGAACAUGGUGAACCAUCCCUAACUGAUAUUCAGGAACACGGUGAACCAUCCCAAGCUAAUUUUCAAGAACAUGGUGAACCAUCCCUAACUGAUAUUCAAGAAUGCGAUGAACCAUCCCAAACUGAUAUUCAAGGACAAGAUGAACCAUCCCAAACUGAUAUUCAGGAACACGGUGAACCAUCCCUAACUGAUAUUCAAGAACGCGAUGAACCAUCCCUAACUGAUAUUCAGGAACACGGUGAGCCAUCCCUAACUGAUAUUCAGGAACACGGCGAACCAUCCCUAACUGAUAUUCAAGAACACGGUGAACCAUCCCAAACUGAUAUUCAGGAACAUGGUGAACCAUCCCAAAAUGAUAUUCAGGAAUGCAAUGAACCAUCCCAAACUGAUGUUCAGGAAUGCAAUGAACCAUCCCAAACUGAUAUUCAGGAAUGCAAUGAACAAUCCCAAACUGAUAUUCAGGAACAUGGUGAACCAUCCCAAAAUGAUAUUCAAGAAUGCGAUGAACCAUCCCAAACUGGUAAUCAGGAACAUGGUGAACCAUCCCAAACUGAUAAUCAGGAACAUGGUGAACCAUCCUUAACUGAUAUUCAAGAACACGGUGAACCAUCCCAAGCUGAUAUUCAGGAAUGCGAUGAACCAUCCCAAACUGAUAUUCAAGAAUGCGAUAAACCAUCCCAAACUGAUAUUCAAGAAUGCGAUGAACCAUCCCAAACUGAUAUUCAGGAACACGAUGAACCAUCCCAAACUGAUAUUCAAGAAUGCGAUAAACCAUCCCAAACUGAUAUUCAAGAACAAGAUGAACCAUCCCUAACUGAUAUUCAGGAACAUGGUGAACCAUCCCAAACUGAUAUUCAGGAACACGAUGAACCAUCCCAAACUGAUAUUCAGGAAUGCAAUGAACAAUCCCAAACUGAUAUUCAGGAACAUGGUGAACCAUCCCAAACUGAUAUUCAGGAACGCGAUGAACCAUCCCAAACUGAUAUUCAGGAACACGAUGAACCAUCCCAAACUGAUAUUCAAGAAGACGAUGAACCAUCCCAAACUGAUAUUCAGGAACACGAUGAACCAUCCCAAACUGAUAUUCAAGAACACGAUGAACCACCCAGUAAAAACAGUGGUGAUUGUGUUGAAGCAUCCUGUAAACUCACUCACUUCACAAAAGAGAGUGUUAGUGAAGCUGACAAAGGCAUUGAGACAAAAAGACUCCGACGAAGCAGUAUAAGAAUUGCAGCAUUGCAGAAUAAAAAAAUUGGUAUUCAAGAAGAAAUAAAUAAAAAAUUCCAAACCAGUAGAAAAAGAACAGAUAAGGAGUCUUGUAUGAAGGUUAUAGAUAAUGCAUUGACUGUUAAAGACACUUGUCCCAUGUUAAACAACGGUGAGGAAGAGGAAAAGCCAAUUCGUGCACAUGGGAAAGGUUCACUUGUUCUGUCUAUAAAAAACAUGUCAGAUCUUUUAAUAGAUAACACCAAGGAAAGAUCUCUUGAAUCAGAAUCUAAAGACCGUGGGACAAAGAUGCCUGCUCAUGCUGGCACCAGGCAGCCAAAGAAAGUGCUUUUUAAUUGGGGGCCAAAAUUGCAAUCAUUUGCUAGGAUUCCUGUACAAAACAAAACUAAAUUUUUCUUGAAGGGCAAACUGGCAUAUGUCUCAUAUCCAUCAAGAAUUCAAACCCACAAUGUGUAUACCAUUGAAAAUCGUAAUUGGACCUCAGAGAGGGAUGUAUUCAGACCAGAUGAAACUCCUGUGAACGACAUCAUUGAUAUUGCUGAGAACAAUGAGAAUGGAAGUAUGAAGAAAUGGUAUAAUACUAAGAGGAAAGCUGAUGAUACAGAUAUAGAGAAAGAAGGUAGGGUUGAAAGAACCAGGAAAAGAGAAAUUAGUGAAUCUAAAGUCAUUAAGAGAAAAUGUAAAGAAACAAAUUUUUCUGAAAAGAAUAAAAUACAACACAGAUUAAAUAAAGAGCCAACACCAGUAUUAAGAAAUAGUCCGGAGAAAAGGCUGCAAUGUUCACCAGAUGACAGAACAAAUAAGAGGAUCACCAGACAGAGAAAGAAUCCUGAGUUAUAUUCACCUAAGAGAAAGUUUUCUCACAACUUAUUAUUUGGAAGUGAAAACAGUUGCUUGGAUGACUCACCAUCAGUGAAUGAAGAACAGAACCAAAGGAACAAGAGAAGGAAAGGGAGUGAGGAAGGGGCCCCGAUGAGCCGUGUAGCAAGGAAAAUAAGAUUUCCCGAAAAGUCAGCAACUAAGGAAUCAAGUAAAAUCAUAAAUUAUCAACAGAGUGAAAGCAACAAUAAGAGGAGCAGUUCUUCAGACUUAUCUCUCAGCAGAAUGGAUAUCGGUAAAAACACAAUUGUGAGCCGAAAAAUUAGUAAUCACAAAAGUUAUAAAAAGUCCUCUGGUAGCACUCGUGUAAAUUCUAUUAAUGGCCGGGAAAUUUUAAGCCAAGCAAAGGUAAAUAAAUCUAAAGAUUAUUUUUCCACUGAAGAUUCAGAGGAUGAAAAUAAAUUUUGUAUAGAAUCUUCAGCUUCUAAUUUUUCAGAUACUCGAGAAAGUGUAAAAAGUUUUAAGAAAAAACAUAAGUCCUGUGUUGUAAUGAGUGACUCAGAUGAAUUAAAAAUUGAGUCAUCAGGUGUUCCUUCUAAGGGACAGAAAUUAAAUGCAGCACAAAAUAAAAACUUCAAGGAUAGAAGGGAACAACCUCAGCCAUCUGGUAAAGCUUCUAUUGGAAAAAAAGGACACAAGAGAGGAAGCAGCCAACUUCCAAUCAGGCAGCCAAGUUCUAGGUGUCGCCAAAGCUCAAGUGACAGUGACCCUAAAUUUGAUUUAUCUGAUAUCACUGGUGAAACAAGUAGCGAUGAGGAAAUAGCAAAAGUUGAAAAAGGUCUCGGAAAAAAUAAGACAUCAAUGAAAGUUAAUAGUUGUAAUCGUAAAAUUGGCCAUGUUUUCGUAAAAAAUGAGAGUGCAUAUAAAGUAACUUCCGGGUUAAGUGAAAUUCACAUGAGGAGCCAAAAGAAACACACAACAAUACUGCUUGAUUCUACUCCACCAAAUAAAGCAAAAUACCAAAGAAAAGGGAAUUUGACACAUUUGAGAGUUACCCCUUCAAAACCAGAGGAAGCCCGAUCAAAAACAACUGAGAAUUGUGAUUUAACUCAGACCCCAGAAGCGCCUGUUUGUACACAAGAAAAAGAAAAGAAACUUCAAAUACUACCUGAGUUUUACUCUAGUGAUAGUGAAGGUGAGCUUCAAAUAGACAAUUAUUUCGACAACCCUUGUGAUAAAGUGUUGUCUAACCAAGACAGUACAUUACAAGAGAAAGAUUAUGGCAGUAAUUCUCAGGAUACGUUCAAAACUCUUGAGGUAGAUUGUACUCGAUCUAAAGAUGAAUCAUCAAAAGUGUUACAUCCUGGUCUUGUGGGCACACUAGCAAGAAUUGGAAGUUUGGAUAGACCUAGAGUUAAACCAAGGCCAAAGCUAGCAGUGACAGCAGCAGCACCUCAGCGGGUUCAUAUACCAGCAUCUACUGGGUUUGUUGAUAAUCUCUUUGCAAGAAAGAGUAAGGAUGCUAAAUGGAAUAUUUCUAGUGGCAGUCUGUCAAAAGAUGGUAGCAAAAAUCAGAAUGUUGUGUCUUCACACCAGCCACAUACCUUAGUGAACAGUAUAUCAAAUCCUCCACCAAAAGAUAUUAAAUAUAAAGAGGGAAACCUGGAGAGUAAAGAAAAUAUUGGUCAAUCUAGAUCAAAACCAUAUUGUGAUGCUCAUAGUUUGUCACCUGGAUAUCCUGCUGCAAGUAGAUUAGAUACUACUUCAGUUAGAAAUGUUCCUCCACCACCAAAUCUCUAUGGUAGUCUAAAUGUUGCACAGUUUCAACAGUCAUACACUAAUGACAAUGUAAAGGAUCUGACAGACAGACAUUCAGCACCUGUUCACCCCCAGAAAACUCAGCCCACACAUAGAAAGUUGGAAUUUACAAAUAAUAUGUCUGAGAAGCAGAUAAUACAUGACCAUCCAGCACAUGCUAGUGCUGUAACAAUACCUGAAAUAAAAGUGUCGGUUGUGCGGCAAAAUACAGACCUCAUGCAAGCCCUUGAAACUGCACUACAACCGGGUGGAGAAGAUUGUAAUUAUUUGGAAAUACUUUAUGACUUGAUCGGUUGUAGAAUCAAUACCAAACUAUGGCAUACCCUCAUUCACGAAGUUUGCACUUCACUCACAACUGCUAGUCUUGUAUAUAUUAUAAGGAACUUCAUUGAAAUCAUCCUCCGUGCUGAUCCCACCGAGCCCAAGGAAUUUGUGGGGGGCCUUUCUCCAUCGAUGUACAAGCUGUUCCAGGUCAUGUGUAUUGUGGAGAUACGGAUGGAUCUUCCACCAUUUUACCUGAGGAAUAUCACUAAAAAAAUAAUUCACAGCCUGAUUUGUAAUCCAUCCAUCAAUUUAAGGCCACACUGCCUGGCUAGCUUAUCUGCAUGGUAUGCUGCAACAGUAUUAAUACCUGAUGAGAGUGGAAUUCAGCAGUGGCAGCCAGCUCGGGCAUUCUUAGUUGACUUGCUCUUCCAUCGUCCAGGGGCAGUCCAUCUCGCUCUCCUGUCAGCAGCCUCUAUCAAUCGGAAAUUAUUUAUUCGUAUAAUCAAUUACAGAGUGACCACAGGCUUAGAGAAGGUGUUGUUGUGGGUGGCACACCAUGGGAUGUGGGUUGGUUGUGCUAGUGUUCGUGAAGAGCUUGUGAAAUGGCUGAGUCAGAGGUGUAAUGUUCACAAGCCACCAUCACCCGACCCAGCUCACUUGGCUAGAGAUCUACUUACCCAGCUAGCAGGUACUUCUGACAAGACCCUUGUCCUUAAUCUGGUAACGAGCAUUGUUAUUUUGGCUCGAUGGUUGGGUGAGGAGUGGAUAGAAAAUGACCUGUUGCCAGCCAUAGCAAGUGCUGCCACUAAAUGUUCAAAAGUUAAGAAACAGUCUGCUGCUGCACAAGAAUCUGAACGACUAGACAAAAUAAUCCAUCCAGAAAUUACACGUAUGUUAGGUUACCUGGAGAAAGUUAUAAAGACAACAGCUAGGACCAGUACAAUGACUGAUCAAGAAGAGGAAGAAGGCAAUGCUGUACUCAAAUUGAAUGAGGCUCUAUCACAGCUGCUGAAACUUUAACCCAAGACUUCAGCAACUAAUUCAUAACAUUGCACUGGUGAAUACAUUUGUUUGCAUCACUUGGAGAAAAUAGGGACAUUCUUCCUGAUUCAAAUGGAACAGAUGCCAAAUUGUUUCACGUGGCAUUGUGGUAAUACAGUAUAUAAAAUAAUCACUGUAUUUAUUGAUAGAUUUUUAUAAAACUAUUUGUAAUAUAAUAAAAUUAAGAUAGUUAUAGUGAUCAAUAUAUUGCUGUGAUAUACUACCACUCAAAGUUUUUAUUUGUAAUGCCACACCCCCCUCAGGAGCUUCCCUCAAUAAGGCUAGCCUCCAAACUGCCCUAUCACUAUAAACUGUACAAAGAUAAAAUGGAUGGAUCUGGAAAUGUUUGUUUUAUUUACAAAUGGGAUAAGUACAAAAUUCUGCAAAUUAAAGAGCUUUGCAUUUGAGGAACAUCCUUGUUAGUAUACAUAAGUAUGUGAUUCCUCUCCCCCAUUUUAAUGGAAAUUUUUAAUUGUACAGUACUGUAUUCUUUUAAAAGCUUACCUCAUAUGAUACAAAGGUAAUAUUUUGAUGAUAGGUUUUGAAGAAUAUUGAGGAGCACAGUGUGAAAAUCUCUAAAAUAAUAAGUUUGGGAAAUAUGUGUCAGAAGUUGCUCCGGUGAUGUUUGAAAAAAGCACAAUGUGUAUAUAGGCAGUACCCAAGGAUGCUAAAGCCUUAAAUUUUCUGUUGCCCCUGGCUCUACUCUUUUAUUAACUAAUUGUGCAUAAACCUUACAGAAUUA